CACCAAUUGUGUUUUCCUUUCCUUCCCGCUCCCCCAAAUGCCGCCUCCUCAUCACUAGUCACCACUUCCCCGCGCUGCCCUCCCACUCCCACACACUUUCUGCUGCCUCUCGCCGCGGCCGAUGGGCUGCUUCCUUGGCUGCUUCGGGGGGGCCAAGGAGCGCCGCCGCCGCCGCCGCAAGCGGUCGCCGUCACAGUCCCCCAACGGCCGUGCCCGGGCCUUGCCGCGGGUUACGCCGAACAAGGUUGAUCUGGAUGGGGAGGCCGUCUCCGCCGCCGCGCCGCUACUAGCGACGCUCCUCGAGUUGAGGGACUCCACGGACGACAUGUGCCUGGCCCUCGUGAAGAAGAAGGUGACAUUCGACCCCAACGUCACCACAUUCGAGGCGGCCCCGAUCCCGGAGGACGACGGCGAGGAAGCCGAUCCGGAGGAUGGUGGGAAUAGCAAGGAGAAGGGGUGGAUGCUGGCGUCGGAGUGCGCCAAGUCCGAGGCCUUCCCCUUGAACCACAGGUACAGCAAGUUCGCCGGCAGCGGCAACGUCAGCGACUACGAGGACGCCGAGGAGGACGAAUUCGAAGACGAGGAGGAGGAGGAGGACGACUACGAGGAUGAGGAAGGGGAAGACGGGCUCGAUGAGUGUCGGAUCGACGACGAUGACGAAGACGAGCACGGCCUCCUCGGCAUCGGACGCAGCGAGGAGGAUGCGUGCGAGUCGCUCUUCCUGUUUCCGUUUGGCAAGAUGUCCAGGGAUUCCGGCGGCCAGGUAGCGGCGCCCGUCGCGCCCCCGGCGGAGGCCCCCGCGGUGCUCGGCUCCGUAGAGAGCCUGAACCUCACCCGGUGGAAGGAACCCAAGCCUCGCGGUGCCGCCGCGCCCAAGUCCUCGGACAAGGAGAACGUCACUGUGGAGCGGGAGAACCGGAUGGACUUCCUCGCCGAACCACCCGCGGUGGCGGCCAAGAGGAAGGAGGAACCGAGGCCGGCGGUCUCGGACAACAGCUACACCCCCAGCACGCCGAGCAAACAGGAGGCCUCCGUGGACGCCAGCCUCUCCACGUGGCUCGGUUCCUCGGCGACGCCCGAGAGCAACUCGGUCCGGUCCUACUCGCCGAUCAGCCGGGACGAACGGCCGAUCCUCGGCGCCCUCACCGUGGAGGACAUCAAGGUAUCGUCCGCCAACUCAACGCCUCGGAGGUCGAGGUCCCCGAGCCCGAGUCCCGAUGACAUGCCGAUCCUGGGGACGGUGGGGGCUUACUGGAACUGCAGUGCCAAGGAGUCUGAUCCGGUCACGAGAGGAGGGUUUAUGAGGACCAGAACCAGAUUUGGCCAGGUCAGGUGAGCAGCUUUGUCUCGGUAGUCUGACUUGACUGUUGUAAUCCAUGUUUGCUAUUAUCUUCUGUUGAAAUAAUGGAACACCUCCCGCUAGGAGGAGAGAGAGAGAGAGGGUACCGAACCUGGGUGGGAAUGCAAAGAUAUACAAGUAUGUGUGAGAAUGCGAGAUCGUGAAACCAGAUAGAUUUGUGUGAUCAUAUUUCUUUCAUAUGUUUGUAAACAUUACAUUGCCAUCCAUAUUCUAGGAUGGUA
This is a messenger RNA of Zea mays, 1581 nucleotides long. RefSeq names its product nucleolin-like. The transcript has 3 exons. Bases 122 to 1336 code for a protein of 404 amino acids. Gene Ontology annotation, biological process: male meiosis II. The record is from RefSeq and is marked validated. Lineage: Eukaryota; Viridiplantae; Streptophyta; Magnoliopsida; Poales; Poaceae.